Molecule: messenger RNA, 1382 nt
Organism: Xiphias gladius (swordfish)
Lineage: Eukaryota; Metazoa; Chordata; Actinopteri; Istiophoriformes; Xiphiidae
Gene: sting1
Product: stimulator of interferon response cGAMP interactor 1
Exons: 7
Coding region: 88-1302 (404 amino acids)
Biological process (GO): autophagosome assembly; defense response to virus; activation of innate immune response
Cellular component (GO): endoplasmic reticulum membrane; autophagosome
Molecular function (GO): 2',3'-cyclic GMP-AMP binding; cyclic-di-GMP binding
Source: RefSeq, a predicted model, not a curated record
GGGUGGAGAGAGCAGUAGAGGAAUGGCAGAAGGAGAACAGGAGACAAAGAAAAUCUCGUUAAUCUGGAUCACAGCAAAAACACCAAGAUGCAAAGCCUCCGAGAUCAGGACGCUCUGAUCCCUCGGCCUCGAGGGAAUUUGCCUCAGGUGUGUGGUGCGGCGCUGGCUGCCGUAACAAUAGGAAGCAUGGUGUGUCUGUCCCCUGAAAGGUUAUUUGGCUGGGUUGCCAUGGUAAUACUCAUCCUGACCCUUGGUCCUCUGCUGCACGGGCUCUGUAUGCUGGUUGAAGAGUUGCUGUACCAUUCAAACACAAGGUAUCGAGGUCAAGGGCUGCUGAGCCACGUGCUGCCAGCCUGUGGUUUGAGGGGAAAGACCCUGCUGGCUGCAGGGCUGGCAGGCAUUGUGCUCCACCUGGCUGGAUAUCCUCUGCCACACAAAGGCCAGUGCUGGAAACUCCUCUUCCUGGCCUCGGUUCUUUACACACUGUUUAAAAGCCUGGGACUCGUGGGUCCAUCGGAGGUGGAGGUGUCAGACAUCUGCGAGGGGAGGAAGAUGAAUGUGGCCCACGGCCUGGCCUGGUCCUUCUACUUGGGUUACUUGCAACUAGUGCUACCACGCUUGGAGGAUUCCAUCGCAUCAUUUUGUGCCACCCAUCAGGCCAGCGGCCCUUCCUGGGGUCGCGGCUCCAGGAAGCUCCUAAUCCUCAUUCCUCUCAAUGCCAACAUCUCUCACAAUCUAGAGGAAGAGGACGACAACAUCCGUUUUUACGAUAACCUCCAAAACAAUGAGAUAGACAGAGCAGGAGUCCGGGGCCGGGUCUAUAAGCACAGUGCCUACAGAGUACUGGACGAUCAUGGGAAGGCCCAUGAGUGUGUGGUGGAGUAUGCUACGCCUUUGCUGACGCUCUACAGGAUGUCCCAGGAGCGCAGUGCUGGUUUUGGGGAGCCUGAGCGCAGGCAGCAGGUUCUGCUCUUCUACAGGACCCUGCAGGACAUCCUGGAGCACUCGCUGGAGUGUCGAAACCGUUACAAACUCAUCCUGCUCAGUGACGAGCAUGAGGACGACCCUCGCUUCCUGUCCAAGGCCAUCCUCAGACACCUGCAGCAGCAGGAGAAAGAAGAGUUCUGCCUCACCCCACCUCCUCAACAGGAGAUGCCGUACCCAUUAGCGGGUACUUCAACUGCCUCGACAAGUGCUCCAAUCAUAAACCACCCAGAGCCAAUGAGCAGGGAGCCCACGCUCAUGUUCAGCCUCCCUCAACCUCUGAGGGAACCUGUUGAGGACACCGACUAUUACCACUGACCAACAUAAAAACAUACUCAUGCACAGAGAGAGAGGAACAUGAUCACACACAGAAUACACACACACACACACACCUUAAC